This is a messenger RNA of Aspergillus candidus, 2142 nucleotides long. RefSeq names its product Endonuclease/exonuclease/phosphatase. The transcript has 3 exons. Gene Ontology annotation, molecular function: catalytic activity. NCBI's taxonomy places the organism in Eukaryota, Fungi, Ascomycota, Eurotiomycetes, Eurotiales, Aspergillaceae. Bases 245 to 1666 code for a protein of 473 amino acids. The record is from RefSeq and is a predicted model, not a curated record.
CCCUAUGAUGGUGGCCUGGGUGGAGACUAUAUCCCGCUUGUACAACGCAGAGCGAUCAACUAGUUGUUGUUGAUCUUGUGCGGCGAGGCUCCGCCGAUGUGGGGAGGUGACUAGGGGGUAUUUGAAUGGAUUUGGGCCCCGUAUUUUUGAGAAGAAGUACUUCUGUUUGUCGGUGGCGGUGGUGUCGGUGUUCGCCUUGUUGGGCGCGACGUCCGCUGCUGACAAUCCCCCUAAGUACAGGCCGAUGUUGAACAGAGACAUGCACGCCGGGUCGCUCACCAUCCAAUACCAGACGCCUGACUUGCAUGGAAAAAACUGGGUGGGUCUGUACCCCCUGAAUGAGGGCCCUGUCCAACACCGAAAGGAUGGGGAGUCGUUGAUGUGGAAAUAUGCGCCUCGCAACGAUGGUAUUCUGUGGUUUGACGUGAGCUCUCUGGCCGCUGGUAACUACACCGUGUAUUUUCUCGCCAAGGACGGCUAUUCGUGGUUGACAGACCCCAUCGAUAUCACGCUGUCAACGUACCCCGAGAUUUACUUCCCCGUGGCCGAGGCGACCUUGCGCAAUGGUCGCCAAGGCGAGGCCUACGAGGCUCAGCUCCACGGCCUCCUUCUCGGCAAGCAUGAGAAAAAUGUCCGCUUCGAAAAGAUGGACGGGGAUGACUGGAUCAAGGUCCACGCGGACGGCACCCUCCAGGGGACCCCGAGCCAGGCGGGAUCUUCCCACGUCACGGUGCGCGGCGUGGCGGAGAACGACGUGACAUCGACGAUCAAGCUGACGAUCCCGGUGCGCGAGGGUGCCAAACGGCUGCUGGACAGCGUGCGGACGCUGUCCUUGAACAUCUGGCACGGCGGCGUGGAGCUCAACGAUGCCCUCACCAAGCAGUUAUGGGUCAUUCUCAAAUCCAAUGUGGAUGUGGUGGCCUUGCAGGAAUCAGAAAAUGGAGCCGCCACCCGAAUCGCCACCGCGCUGGGGUGGGACUACUGGGAGAGCUCGUUCAGCGUCAGCAUCCUCAGCCGAUAUCCCAUUGUGCAGAAGUACGGCGCCGUCUCUCGGUCUGGCGCUGUCCGGGUCAAUCUCAACGGCGAAAAAGCGGAAAAGAUCCAUCUCAACGUCUGGAGUGCUCACUUGGGGUACACCCCGUAUGGGCCGUAUGAUGUCUGUUACGAGGAGAAGGAUUGGGCGGGGGUGCUGGAAGGCGAGAAGAAGUCCGGCCGUGUCGACCAGAUCAACGAGAUCAUGGCUGGCAUGAAGCAACAUCUCGACGACGCAGACAAUGUGCCCGUCCUGCUGAUGGGGGAUUUCAACGCACCCUCGCAGCUGGACUAUGUCGAAAGUUUGAAGGAGGAGCACUGCGGCCUCGUCGGUGUGGAGUGGCCGACGUCCAAGGCACCGCUGGAUAAUGGCCUCAUGGACUCCUUCCGUGAGACUCACCAGGUUCCUGCUGCCAACGAGGUGACUUGGUCGCCCUUGUAUCCGCGGCACGACGGCGUCUCGGGUGACUUCGAACCGCAAGAUCGCAUCGACUUCAUCUACUACAAGGGUAAAAAACUGAAGGUGAAGAAAACUCAGAUCUUCGACCAAUGGUCGCCCUCACCGUAUCCAACGCAUAAAGAUAAUGGUUGGCCGUCGGACCACAAGGCGGCGUUUGCGGAGUUCCACCUGUGAGAGGGACGGCGGCGGCUGGCGGCGUACAUGGGGUUUUGGCACGAGAGUAUUUUUUGAUUAGUUUCAAUUUGUAAUGAAUAUCCGUUUUUCUUCUUGUUCCUGUCUUGGUAGCCAGUAUUCUGGCCGUGGAAGUAGAGUGUUUUGUCGAUUGAGAUAACAACUCCAAUGCCGAGACAAUGCAUAGGUGGACGUAUAGGUGGCCUGCGGGGAAGAUUCACUCUUCUCGCAUUCACAUUGGACAGCGCAUUGACCUAACUCCGAGGUGCCCCUGUUUUUUUUGGUUGGAUUACCUGAGAGAAACCAAUGGUAACCGGAAGAGGGCGAUCCAUCGGAGACCUCCGACUCGGUGGGGCCUGUAGUAUACUCGAGAGUGAAUUGAAGAUAUGGAUUGCAGAGAACAGAGAUGAGAGGAUAGAGUAGACAUGAAGAGAGAAGCAGAAAGGAGAAUCGAUGAGAUAUGGAGAGUUAGAGAGAUG